Molecule: messenger RNA, 3550 nt
Organism: Pelmatolapia mariae (spotted tilapia)
Lineage: Eukaryota; Metazoa; Chordata; Actinopteri; Cichliformes; Cichlidae
Gene: bcl7a
Product: BAF chromatin remodeling complex subunit BCL7A
Exons: 6
Coding region: 220-819 (199 amino acids)
Source: RefSeq, a predicted model, not a curated record
AGUGAAGUAGAGAACAUCAGGCAGCUUGCAGCCUCUUUGUUCUCCUCCUGGCUCAGCAGGGAGACGGCUCUUCUGAGUGCAGCUGCAGCCUUCCGCCCCCCCCCUCCUCUCGCUGCUCUAUCAACCCGCGCAGGCGCAAUUGGCUCCUCUGUGCGCUCUACUGUUUGCAUUGUGUCUGAGCUGCCGGCGAGCUUUAAAAAUAUUAUACCCACCGCGGCAAUGUCGGGCAGGUCGGUCCGAGCUGAAACCCGGAGCAGGGCGAAAGAUGACAUCAAGAGGGUUAUGGCCGCUAUUGAGAAAGUACGAAAAUGGGAGAAGAAAUGGGUGACUGUUGGAGACACGUCCCUUCGCAUCUACAAGUGGGUGCCAGUUACAGAGCCCAAAUCAGAUGAUAAGAACAAGAACAAGAAGAAGGGCAAAGACGAGAAAUAUGGCUCAGAGGUGACGACUCCAGAGAACAGCUCUUCUCCAGGAAUGAUGGACAUGCAUGAUGACAACAGCAACCAGAGCUCCAUCGCUGACUCGUCCCCAGUGAAACAGGAAAACAGUUGUAGCACCAGCCCUGCCCCAGAGCCCACCUCCACAUCACACCGUGACAAUGGCGAAGCCAAGACUGACCAGAGCCCAGACAGCAAGAGGGGUAAGAGCAUCCCUUCAUCAGAGACCUCAGAGAGAGCACAAAGUGCCAAGAGAGACAGCCUGUCCUCAGGGGAGAAGGACUCUUCAGACAGCAAAGCCACUCAGGACCUAGAGGAUGAAGCCCCGCCCAGCAAGAAAAGCAAACUGGAGUCCUCAUCUCAGGACUUUGAGGAGAGUUAAAUGUUUGGGGCUGAGUCAUUACUCUUCUUCAGCCUCCUGUCUCUUUCCCUUUGUACCUUCCUCCAUUAACUCUAGAUAAUUUAGGGCUAAUGGACAUACUGGCUCUCCUCUCACUCCUGUUUUUCUUCCCUCACCUUCCCCUCUCUACCUAAACUAAAAGGGAUAAUGGACGUCUCCCACCCUUCCCCUCUCACUUUCACCCUAAUGGCUGCUUCCCCUCCAGUUUGUCACCUUUGCCCCUGACACUCCCCUGUCACAGAGGGAGAAUGGAUAUUACCUCUGUUCACUGGUCCCCCUCCGUGCUUCCUUCCAGUCCUCCACACUUUUCACUAAUGCCAAGAGACACGCCGAACCUGGGCUGCAACCCCCUCUGUGAACAGGGGCAGCGCUGUCAGCCAAGCCACCACCAGGCCAGAUGACAAACACUGACCUGCUUCUGUGACUAAAAGAGUUAACACUGGGAUUAGGAUGAGGUCAAUCGCAGACACUGCUCUGAGACCAUUUUUUAAACGUUUCACUGCUAAGGGUUUAGCUCAGGAUAACUGAAGAGGCUAGCCUGGUCUCAGAUCAGCGGCUGCGGGGGGAACCUCCACCCUAGGACCACGUCACUUCAAUCCUCCCGAUGCGCCUCCUGUUAGACUAAUGUUCUAUAUUUGUUUAGGAAGUGUUUAGGGUUUUUUUCUCAGGAGGGUCAAUGCACUGUUAUGGUAUGUCACAAUCGAUCACAGAUAGAUUUGCUGCUGUAGUGGAUGUCUUUUUUCUCUAUCCAUGAAAAGUUCACCAUUGACAUAUGUUUUUGGUUUUUUUUGCUUUCAAAGAGUUUGUUUAUGGUUCGUAGAGGAAGAGUAUGACAACGGUACUGGUUGAGAUACACUCUUGGUUAAGUAGUAAAAACAGGCAUAGCUAGCGUAGGUCCUGGAGGUGUGCCUUGAGUUGCUACGAUUAAAUACACGUUUUAGGUCAAGCAGGUUUUGAAUUACAAUUUUGGUGCCAUGUUUUGUUUUGUUUUUUGCCUUACAAUUAUCACUAAAUAGUUUUAGACGAUAUUUAUUUUUUACCUACAACUGUUUUUCAUUUAAAGGAAUAGAUGAACAUUUUGGGAAAUAUUUGCUUUCUUGCAGAGAGUCAAACUAAAAUAUGGCAUUGUCACAGCCAGGCAUUAGUUAGCUUAUCUUGGUAUAAAAGCUGGAAAGAAAGGGAAAUGGCUGGCCUGGGUUGGUCUAAAAUCAUCAAAUAAGAACCAGAAACACCUGAAAUGUUGCAGCAACACACAAAUCCACCAGGUUAAAUUUCCUUGAUGGGUGUCGCCCAAAGUAGGACGGGACAGGAAGUGGCAGAGGGAGAAGCUAGCCUAGCAGAAAUAGUAUUUGAUUUUGGUUAUUUUACUUUUGUGAAUUUUUCUCUAGGGGGUCACAGCUUCUGUCAAAGACAGUCUGGCACAUAACUCCCUGUGAAUGACACGACUUAAGUUUUAGAUUUGUUUUUGGUUUUUUGUCCAAAAGCUUUGGAGAUGUUAGUAGGUGAAACUAGCUUACAUGUUAACAUGCUAUUUAUUAUUUAUUUACAAUUAUUAUUUUUACUUUUAUACUAGAAUGAGACGAAGAAAGAGACGAAGUCCCUCAUUACUUCUUGGCACAUAAGACAGUGUCUGUCUGUCUCCUGCCAUGUAAUAGCGUUAUAUCCCAUUAUCAUAAAACUCUCUGCAAGGAAGCAAAUUGGCGUGUUAUUCCUUUAAACAGUUGGAGACUGGAAUUUGAACACUACCCAGAAGUUAAUUUAGUUUUGUCUUGUGAAAAUGUUACAAUUUGUAAACUUCAGUCAGAUCACCAGUUGUUGGUCUUUGUCUACUUCAGGUGUUUGUUUUUCUUUUAGCACCUUUAAGUAGAAAUUGACCAAUUUCUGGGACUGCUUUUCCCACCUGCUCCACCAUUUAAUCACUUCUCCUCUGUGUAAGUCUUCUGUGUAUCACUACUUCUCUAUGACCUACUAAAGUCUUUUAGCUCAAACAUUGGUUCUAAUCCUCCAAGGUGCUGUCUGUUGGCUGAAUCCAUACACACGUGGCAUCAAGCUCUUGGUUUUGUGCAAAUUUGUGCAAUUUACUUGAACUUUGUUGUGUGGAUUCAGGCCUGUGACCUCUAAUGUACAACCUCACACAUCUAAGAUUUACUUUCAUUAAUUGAGAUUUCCUUGUCAAUUUGGAUUGAAAUGAAUUGACUCACCACAAAUCAAUGAUUUCAUAACAUAACAGGGGCUUUAUGAUGCAGAAUUACUUGAUCAGAUUUCAGCAAAUCAGCAUUCACAUGGAUGGAGAGAAAAGAAAUGUAAAAAAAAAAAUGUCUUGGUAUAGAGGACGGAUUAGCAUAUACCUCAUUCCCAGUCCAGCAGCGCUGGAACUUAAAAUGCUAUUGUAUUGACAUUAACAGUUAUAAACAGCAUUACGUACACUCAGUUUAAGAAAAAAAAUCUCACUUAUGUUGUAGCUUUCACCUGAUCGAGCCAAUUGCUUAUAGUUUGCUCAUAACUGUAAAAAAAGAAAAAUGGAAAAAAAGAGCUGUGAGAUAUAAGAUCUUGUAUGUUUUGGGUUUUUUUCUUUUCUUUUCUUGGGACCAUAUUGUUUUUCUUUAGAUCUUGUACAGAUUUAUGGUUUGGUUUGACUUAUUUAUUCCAUCAGUAGUGCUUGGUUUUUAUCAUGUCCAAUGGUUUUGUUUUCUUAAUAAAAGUCACAAAAUUU